Molecule: messenger RNA, 521 nt
Organism: Amoebophrya sp. A120
Lineage: Eukaryota; Dinophyceae; Syndiniales; Amoebophryaceae
Source: the annotation of a GenBank genome assembly
GGGAGAAAAAGUCCUAUAUGCGCCAAGCUGAACAGAACUGCAUAUCCAACAACUUUUGAGAGAAGCAAUCAAGUUGUUCAUAAAAAAUGGAUCUAGCUACACGACACCAUCGCUGCCGACGGAUAAUAUCAUCUCAUGCGGCAAUAUCUGCCGCAGCGCUCGCUGCUUGGAUUUGACAGCAAGGCUGCUUCGCCAACUAGCACGUCUACCGGUGGUCCGCAAGCGAAACCGCAGAACCGCAUCUCUUCCUCAAGUGUAGUUCAUCUCACCACAAGUCAGACUAGCCGACAUAUGGAACGAAAAAACUGUGUUAGUGCAGGUGUCUUGGGGUGACAGCAUGACAAAUUUGUGCUGCAUGACAAAGAAAUCCUGUCAUGCACAUACUAGUACGGGAAAACAUCUAUGAAAUAGGACUUCAUGGCUGGCUAGCAUGACAAGUGGAACUGUGUUGCAUGCUUUGCAUGACAGACUUACACCUACACAGUUUUUCUCUUGCAUACGACAGAGCUCCGCUUCCAUCC